Camelus dromedarius (Arabian camel) is the source of this 928-nucleotide messenger RNA. It is a transcript of the gene HDDC3, whose product is annotated as HD domain containing 3. The record is from RefSeq and is a predicted model, not a curated record. The coding region runs from base 32 to 571 and encodes 179 amino acids. The transcript is spliced from 4 exons. Lineage: Eukaryota; Metazoa; Chordata; Mammalia; Artiodactyla; Camelidae. Gene Ontology annotation, molecular function: guanosine-3',5'-bis(diphosphate) 3'-diphosphatase activity.
CGGGACCAAAGUUGUCCGCCCCAACCGCGCGAUGGGCUCCGAGGUGGCCCAGCUGCUGGAGGCUGCGGACUUCGCUGCUCGCAAGCACCAACGGCAGCGGCGGAAAGACCCCGAAGGGACCCCCUAUAUCAACCACCCUAUCGGUGUGGCUCGGAUCCUGACCCAUGAGGCGGGAAUCACUGACAUUGUGGUGUUACAGGCAGCUCUACUCCAUGACACGGUAGAGGACACAGACACCACCCUGGAUGAGGUGGAGCUCCACUUUGGGGCUCAAGUGCGGCGUCUGGUGGAGGAGGUGACAGAUGAUAAGACUCUGCCCAAGCAGGAGAGAAAGCGGCUGCAGGUGGAGCAUGCACCUCACAGCAGCCCUGGGGCCAAACUGGUGAAGCUGGCAGACAAGCUGUAUAAUCUGAGGGACCUGAACCGCUGCACUCCAGAGGGAUGGUCUGAAUACCGAGUCCAGGAAUACUUCGAGUGGGCAGCACAGGUGGUGAAGGGUCUUCAGGGAACAAACCCACAGCUGGAAGAGGCUCUAAAGCAGCUGUUUAAGGAGCGGGGGCUGACACUCUGAGCAGUGCUUGGAGCCAUCUGGUGGCACAGACUCCAUCCUUGCUCAGACCAGAGAAGACUCAUACUCCAGCUUUUGCUUUUUGGUACCUCCCAAGCUCCUUCCCUCGUUCGCUCAGCCCAGAUAUUAGAGACCAAAAACACUUGUCUUUUCUCACUCUGAAGAUCCCUUGCCAACUGAACCGAGCCCCAGAUUGUAAUCUCAUGCACCCCAUCUAUUUCUAAUGCAUUCACUCCCCUUCUCCAGGUCUUGGGUCUGUUUGCUAUUUUGCAUUAUGGGAUCUCUGGCCCCUCAGGGACUUGGGCUUAAAACUGCUGAUUUGAAAGUCAUUAUGCAAAAUAAAGUAUUUGGAUAAAGGUU